AAAAAAUAUAUUAUAGGUGUGGAUAAUAAGAAUUAUAUAUGGACACAUAUUCCUUGAAAAAUUGUGUCAAAUUUAAAAACUGUGACGUGUUCGACAAUUGAAUGUCAAAAUACAAAAUUUUACAUUUUCUCAUAAUUCAUUCUGCAGUCGUUUCGUUCUGACUUAAGGCGAUUUCCUUUAAAGAUGGAUAUAGAUAAUCAACAAAUCCAAACUAAUAUUGUGUCUAUCAUUCAACGUGGUCAUGAGAUUAAUUCACGUGCAACAAAUGUGAGUGCAUCAGAAGAAAUAAUUCCAAAAGCACCUGAUAAUGGAACUGCAGUGUUGACUUCUACAGUCAUAGUUCCACAAAAUAACCAAAUCCAAUUCUCGACUGAGAAAGAUUGUGUCAUUUUAGAUGCUGGUGCUGUUAAUUCAGACAGAGCCACUGAACAUGCACUGGAAGAAUUAACUCCAGAAGUGCUUAGUGAUCAAACUGAAGUGUUAAAUUUUGAAAUCCCGAUCCAAAAACAUGACCAAAACCAAUACUCAACUGAGAAGGAUUGUGUCCUUUUAGAUGCUGGAGAAGUCGAUUUACACGGAGCCACUGAACAUGCACUGAAAGAAAUAGCUCCAGAAGUACUUGGUGAUCAAACUGAAGUGUUAAAUUUUGAAAUCCCGAUCCAAAAACAUGACCAAAACCAAUACUCAACUGAGAAGGAUUGUGUCCUUUUAGAUGCUGGAGAAGUCGAUUUACACGGAGCCACUGAACAUGCACUGAAAGAAAUAGCUCCAGAAGUACUUGGUGAUCAAACUGAAGUGUUGAAUUUUGAAAUCCCGAUCCAAAAACAUGACCAAAACCAAUACUACACUGAGAAGGAUUGUGUCAUUUUAGAUGCUGGAGAAGUCGAUUUAUACGGAGCCACUGAACAUGCACUGAAAGAAAUAUCUCCAGAAGUACUUGGUGAUCAAACUGAAGUGUUAAAUUUUGAAAUCCCGAUCCAAAAACAUGACCAAAACCAAUACUCAACUGAGAAGGAUUGUGUCAUUUUAGAUGCUGGAGAAGUUGAUCUACACGGAUCCACUGAACAUGCACUGAAAGUGUGGAGUGAGAGGGAUAAUUCCAUUCUACAAUCUGGUGAAGCCCAGACCCAAAUUAAUAACGAAAAGCCAUACGCCACUGUUGAAGUCAAUGCCUUUCCACAAGUUAGUGCGAAUAAUCCAUUUGCAGCAUGUGAGAUUGCAUGGCAAAAAAUAGUUCAAGAAGCACUUUCUGAUGAAAAUGAAGUACCGGACAAUGAAAAUGAACUAUACGGGAACAUUGAAGUCUGUACAAUUCCUCAAGCUGUUGAAGUUAAUCUACAUUCUGCAAACAUGUGUGUAAAGGAAGAUAUGGUCCAAGAAGCAUCUGUAAAUCACAAUGAAAUCUUAACUACUGCAGAUCAACCCAAAAGUGAAGACCAAAAGCAAUAUUGGACUGGAAAAGACAAUGCCAUUGCACAGGUUAGUGCGAUUAAACCACUUGCAGUCCGUAAGGAUUUAUGGCCAGCAAUAGCUCAAGAAGCAGUUGUUGAAGACGAAAAUGAAGAAUUGACCACCACAUCCAAAGUUCAAAAUAAUAUUUCAAACCAAAACGGACUAAUUACAAGAAACGCUAUUCCACAGGCCGGUACAUCAGACACAUUUAUUGCAGACAGUCAUGCAAGGGAGGAAACAUCCAUUUAUCAUAAUAUGCAAAGCAGCGUUGGUACAUUUAUUAUUCCUGAACCUCGUCCACGAAUUUGGACUCGUAGGGAUACUCCAGUUAAGAUUUGCAAUAAUCGUACAGCAAAAAAACCUAGAAAGAAUUAAAAAAAUAUUUUUAUUAUGUUUAUGUGCGGCAAGCCCUACAACUCUCGACUUUAGUGGGAUCUUUUGCGAACAUCUUAAUUCCUAAAGCAUCGAUCGAUGUAUAUAUGAUAUUCUAAGUACAACUUGGAUGUAACAUUCUGAAACACCAGAUCACAUUAAUAAGAUGCAAAAUAAUACACAACUAUAUUGAUAGGGAAGGCCGAACAUUUUUUAUAUUAAUUUUAAUUUUUAUUAUUUGCGUUUCAA
Molecule: messenger RNA, 2073 nt
Organism: Teleopsis dalmanni
Lineage: Eukaryota; Metazoa; Arthropoda; Insecta; Diptera; Diopsidae
Exons: 3
Coding region: 184-1827 (547 amino acids)
Source: RefSeq, a predicted model, not a curated record